Fibroporia radiculosa is the source of this 1137-nucleotide messenger RNA. RefSeq lists its product as uncharacterized. The coding region runs from base 1 to 1137 and encodes 378 amino acids. The transcript is spliced from 5 exons. Gene Ontology annotation, molecular function: ATP binding; protein kinase activity. Gene Ontology annotation, biological process: protein phosphorylation. NCBI's taxonomy places the organism in Eukaryota, Fungi, Basidiomycota, Agaricomycetes, Polyporales, Fibroporiaceae. The record is from RefSeq and is a predicted model, not a curated record.
AUGUCUACGAAGCGGGCAGCAUCAUCAAGAGUUGAACUCUCGCCGUCCGAGAGACUGCAAAGAUCUGACCAACUUUUCUCUAAGCUGACCAAGUGGGAGAUACGAUGGAGGGACCGACAAUCCUUUCUUCAAACACGAGGAUACAUGUUGCGCCCACGAUAUCGCCCUGGUUGGAAUCCAUCCUGGAGAGGAAGCGGCCUACAUCCGAGACUGUUUGAAGACUCUAUAGCACUUCCGUUUCGUGAACACCUUAUCGACGCCACUAGAAUUUCUGACAGUCAACUUGUGUACAUCAAGCGAGUGAAGACAGGCGACAAUGAGUCUCGGAUAGCCAUAAAUUUAUCUGCGCCGUCUAUUCGCGAUGAGCCAGAUAAUCAUUGUGUUCCUAUACUCGACACAUUUCAAGAUAUAGAUGAUGACCAAAUUUCAUAUAUUGUGAUGCCUUUUCUCCGGCUUAUCAGCAGACCACCUUGCGAAACAGUCGAAGAUGUAGUGGAUUUAGUCGAUCAACUGCUUGAGGGCCUUGUUUUUCUCCACAAACACGGUGUCGCGCAUCGAGAUUGCUCUUAUAAGAAUAUCAUGAUGGAUGCAGCCUUACUAUUCCCACAGGGUCACCACCCUGUCAGAGAAAACUACCUACCAGAUGGAUUGACGCCCACUUCUUCUCUUCCUCGUACUGGCAUACCUAUCAAGUAUUAUUAUGUUGAUUUUGGCAUCUCCGUCCACAUUCCACCCGAUCAAUUCCCUAAACUUGCACUAGGUGCAUUUGGGCGAGACCAAGAAGUACCCGAGUUAUCGACUGAAGUGCCCUACGAUCCAUUCAAAGUGGAUAUUUUUAUCAUUGGCAAUGUCUUUCGCCGAGAGUUUCACGACAAAAUCUCCAACAUUGACUUCCUCGUACCUCUUAUACAGUGCAUGAUACGCGUGGAUCCUGCCUUGAGGCCCGGUGCUACAGAGACGCUCACCCAGUGGAAGAAGAUCCGUAGUUCCAUCUCAGGUCUCCACAGACAGUGGCGGCUGAGAUUUCGCGACGAAUCUCUCGUGUCCAAAGUCAUUUCCGAUACCACUUGUUUGGCAAAAGGUGUUGUAUAUGUCGGGCGGCGGGUGUUUGAGUGGACGGUCUCUAUACAGGGAUGA